AUGUCGCUUCACUUCAGCUGUGAUAAGAGGGGGGUGGACAUGGUGCUCGCCUUCGCGCAGCAGCCCAGAGACCUGCACACGUGGUGCGAAACAAGUACAGGAGAUAAUCUAGCCAAGGUGUCUUCAACAUCCAUCAGGAGGCGUGGCGAGCGGAGCCUCCUCCACGCGUGGUUGCAGUGCAUAAAAGCCAAGUCUGGGCUUCCAGCUUCUAAUGCAGCGCAACAUCAAGAAAAUCUCGGGCAAGAAAAAAAGCACAACGUGCUGGGCACCUCUGUAGUCAGGGGUGUUGCGGCAGCCAGCAUCAAUAGCUCCGGCUUCUCAAGCUCCGAUUCCAACCUCCAAAUCUAA
Akanthomyces muscarius is the source of this 348-nucleotide messenger RNA. RefSeq lists its product as uncharacterized. The record is from RefSeq and is a predicted model, not a curated record. The transcript is spliced from 4 exons. Lineage: Eukaryota; Fungi; Ascomycota; Sordariomycetes; Hypocreales; Cordycipitaceae. Bases 1 to 348 code for a protein of 115 amino acids.